AUGGACGGCCCUGACCAGAUCGGCCCUGACCGCAGCCCCAAACGCAGCUUUGCAGACAACUGCCGGCGUGCGGUGCGGACGCUGACUACCAAAGAUGGCUUGAUUGGCGACUACGACUAUGCCUUUCUCUUCCGCCCGCAUCUGCCGUUUAUGCAAAAGUCGCGCCGCGCCAGUCCGUUCUUUGGCCUUCAUGAUAAAAUCCCCGUCGUGCUGGCACUGCUGCUCGGCCUGCAGCAUGCCCUGGCCAUGCUCGCUGGAGUGAUUGCACCGCCCAUUAUUAUCGGCGGCUCUGCCAACUUCGACACAACCACCUCCCAGUACCUGGUGUCGACCUCGCUGAUUGUCUCUGGCAUUCUAUCAGCAAUCCAAAUCACUCGCUUCGGCGUCUACAAAACCCCAUACCACAUCGGCACAGGCCUGAUCUCCGUCGUUGGAACAUCCUUUUCCACCCUGACCAUCGCCGAAGGCGCCCUGACCCAAAUGUAUGCCAGUGGCUACUGUCCCACCGAUCCCAGCACCGGCACCAAACUGGCCUGCCCGGACGGCUACGGCGCAAUCCUCGGGACAAGCUGUCUCUGCGCGCUGCUCGAAAUCGGCCUGUCGUUCAUGUCCAUCCGAGUCCUCAAACGCGUGUUUCCCCCGUUGGUGACUGGCCCAACAGUCCUGUUAAUCGGCGUUAGUCUUAUUCAGAGCGGUUUCAAAGACUGGGCUGGCGGCUCUGGCACCUGUGGCGCUGAUCCCAGUGCUCGCGCGCUGUGUCCGAGUGCAACGGCACCGCAUGCUUUACCCUGGGGCAGCGCCGAGUUUAUCGGGCUAGGGUUUUUGGUGUUUGUGACCAUUAUCCUGUGCGAGCGCUUCGGCUCGCCCAUUAUGAAGUCCUGCUCGGUCGUUUUGGGUCUGUUGGUAGGCUGUAUUGUUGCUGGCGCAUGCGGCUACUUUGAUCGCUCGGGCAUCGACCAAGCCCCCGUGGCGUCGUUUAUCUGGGUCAAGACAUUCCCACUGAAAAUCUACGCGCCGGUGAUCUUGCCUCUGCUGGCACUGUAUCUCACUCUCAUGAUGGAAGCCAUUGGCGACAUCACCGCGACCUGCGACGUUUCGAGACUGGAUGUUGAAGGCGAACUCUUCGACUCGCGCAUCCGCGGCGGCGUGCUGGCCGACGGCCUCAACGGACUAUUCGCUGGUCUCUGCACCAUCACACCCAUGUCGACAUUUGCCCAAAACAACGGCGUGAUCGCGCUAACCCGGUGCGCAAACCGAAAAGCGGGGUAUUGCUGCUGCAUGUUUUUGGUUAUCAUGGGCAUAUUCUCGAAAUUUGCGGCUGCCCUGGUGGCCAUCCCAUCACCGGUGCUGGGCGGCAUGACCACGUUUCUUUUCUCGUCGGUGGCUGUUUCCGGGUUGAGGAUUAUUGCUACUGUGCCGUUUACACGCCGGAAUCGGUUCAUCUUGACUGCUGCGUUUGCAGUGGGCAUGGGCGCGACGCUGGUGCCACAGUGGUUUUCAUAUGUGUUUACGUAUUCCGGUGGUAACAAGGGGCUUAUUGGCCUGAUUGAUGCGAUUGAGCUGGUCAUGACGACGGGCUUUGUCGUGACGGGGUUUAUCGCGCUGAUUUUGAAUUUGGUCAUGUCGGAGGAGGAUGACGAUGACGAUACUAGGGAGGUUGAAGCGGAGGUAGAGGAUCAGAAGACUGUAGACAGCAAUGUUAUUGUUGCUGCUGCUGCUUCUUCUUCGCUAGAUCAAGCUGGGGUUGUCGAGAGUGACAAGGCGAAGAGUUCUUGA
This is a messenger RNA of Talaromyces rugulosus, 1776 nucleotides long. RefSeq lists its product as uncharacterized. The transcript is spliced from 3 exons. NCBI's taxonomy places the organism in Eukaryota, Fungi, Ascomycota, Eurotiomycetes, Eurotiales, Trichocomaceae. Gene Ontology annotation, cellular component: membrane; fungal-type vacuole. Bases 1 to 1776 code for a protein of 591 amino acids. Gene Ontology annotation, molecular function: xanthine transmembrane transporter activity. The record is from RefSeq and is a predicted model, not a curated record. Gene Ontology annotation, biological process: transmembrane transport; xanthine transport.